This is a messenger RNA of Exophiala dermatitidis NIH/UT8656, 1905 nucleotides long. RefSeq lists its product as uncharacterized. Gene Ontology annotation, biological process: regulation of DNA-templated transcription. NCBI's taxonomy places the organism in Eukaryota, Fungi, Ascomycota, Eurotiomycetes, Chaetothyriales, Herpotrichiellaceae. Gene Ontology annotation, molecular function: zinc ion binding; DNA-binding transcription factor activity, RNA polymerase II-specific. The transcript has 3 exons. The record is from RefSeq and is a predicted model, not a curated record. The coding region runs from base 1 to 1905 and encodes 634 amino acids.
AUGGGCGAUGAAGGGCACGAUCCUGUCCUGGCCAGGGAGGACUCUCAUGAGGCUGACUUCAGACCGGGAAAGAGACAGCGCACAUUUAUUGCGCGUCAGGCAUGCGAAGCAUGUCGGGCCAAGAAGACGAGAUGCGACGAGGACAUGCCCUGCAGUCUCUGCAGGACUCUAGGAAUCGAGUGUACUUACGCGGAACGCAAACCGACCAAAAAUGAGAUCUCCAUGAGCAUGAUUUUCAACACGUUGAAACGAAUGGAGUCUAAGAUCGACCAUCUCUCCGACCAAGAUCCUCCUUCAAAAUCCCGACAGCAGUCGGUAGCAAUUUUAAGUGAGCAUGAUCGCCAUACGACAGAGAGCCCGGGUCGCAUGGAAUCCGCCAUGUCAAUCAGGUCCAUAACCUCGCCUCAGGCCCCUACCCCAGUACCGCCGACCAAAUUACCCGGGCUACUGUCGUUCAGUGCUCAUCAGACGGUGCAUUGGCCGGGCGUGGUAGCAACCCUCCCGCCCAGUCUCUCUAGCGCGGCAGGCAACCUUGAAAAAAGCUAUCCUACGCUGUUGGAAUCAGGACGAGCCCAGCUCAGUCCGAUGAUACCAGCGCAAGCGGGACUUACAGGAGAAGACUGGCUUGCUUCACUCAGUUUAUCCUGCGUCAAAGAAUUAUCAAACGCUUAUUUCGACACCUUCAACCGCGUUUACCCAUGUAUUGACCGCGACUUCUACUUCUUGAGUACCCUCGCCGUUGUGGUACGGGAAGGUUUCGGCUAUGACAUGGAGUCAUGCCUCGUACUGAAUGUCAUGGCUCUGGGAUGCAUGGGUCUCAAAGCCUACGAGGAAGGAGGUUUUGAUACUUCGCUUACGGAAUCCCUAUCUCCGAUCAUCCGUCAUAUCAUAGACGAAGAAAUCCCCGGAUUGAGCUUCUUCAAUGAGGCCCGUAAACGGGUCGGAUUCUGCCUCUGUGAGCGGGACAUUCAAAGCUGCCAGUACUACCUGGUGUCCGCUGUGUUCUUUGCUCAAACCAUGCGGCCGGUCGACGAAUGGAUGAUGACCAAUCGCGCCGCCAUGACCUGUACGGCAUUCUUCAAAUGCCCACCGAUGCCGCAUGACGAGUGGUCGGCGGACAUGCAAUCCCGCCUAUUCUGGACCGCUCUAGUGCUUGAGACAGUAAUUGUCCAAGAAUUGGAACUGCCUCCGAGUCGACUGAAGGAGUUCGAGGACGUCGUGCCACUUCCGAAAUUCAUCACGUAUCCCUAUGCCGACAAGUCACGCCCAUGGAACUCGGAUGAUUCGUACUACCACUACCACUUCCUCGCCCAGAUUGCGCAUCGGAUCAUCCUCAGCCGCAUCCGGGAAGAGCUAUACUACAGCAACCCGUCGGCCGCCCUGGCGGACGAGUUGCGGCACCAGCUCGAACAGUGGCGAGAAAAUCUGCCCCCGGGGCUGCAGUGGACCAGCGAAGGUGAAGAUCAGGUGUUUGGCAGCCCUGCCGAUGCCGUUGUCUUGACCCUCCUACAGGCCCGAUAUCGCAUCUCCAGGUUCCACCUCGGCCGGCCAUUCCUGUACAAAGCCAUUCAAAAGCCCAUGUCUGUCUCGGACACGGACUUGAAAAUGUGUUCAGAAGCUCUGCAAUUCGCCAUGGAUUGGCCUUUGGCUCUGGAUGUGUGUGUGAGGAUGAAGGAUUUCAUGCCGCUGAAGUACUUUGUGUCUGGCCAAAUGUUUGGUCAACUCUUCAUAUUUCAUGCUUUCAAGAACUCACCCAACCCUCGUGUCCGGGACACGCUACCCCUGGGAUAUGAUGUAUGGUGUACCAAGAUGUUAAGGUUCAUGUCUGAACUCGUCGCCUUAAGUCCUACUGUCGCCCAGGACUUUGAAUUGUUGUCCACGUUGUACCAUCUUGCCGAGGUAUGA